Vanessa atalanta (red admiral) is the source of this 5796-nucleotide messenger RNA. RefSeq lists its product as uncharacterized. Gene Ontology annotation, biological process: cell projection assembly; plasma membrane organization. The transcript is spliced from 25 exons. NCBI's taxonomy places the organism in Eukaryota, Metazoa, Arthropoda, Insecta, Lepidoptera, Nymphalidae. The record is from RefSeq and is a predicted model, not a curated record. Gene Ontology annotation, cellular component: actin cytoskeleton; cytoplasmic side of plasma membrane. The coding region runs from base 454 to 3447 and encodes 997 amino acids. Gene Ontology annotation, molecular function: phospholipid binding; actin binding.
UCGGCUUGCCGCUCCGAUGUUACUGAACAGAAGUGCGGGUUAGGAAAAAUAUUGUUCGUGUUUUAUGUUUUAAAACGAGUCUCUUAUGGCUUUUUUUGAAUGAAAAAGAAUAAAUUAGAUUCGGUUUUAUUUAUUGUAAUUUUACUACUGCUACUUUAAGUGAAGUUUUAUUAAAACAAAGUCUUUUCUUCCCUUGUCUUGCUUCAAUGGAGGAUUUUUGUUUAUAAAUAUUGAUUUAUUACAUUCCAUAUUUUAAGCAUUGUCUAGUGCCUUUGAUAAAAAGUGAAAUGUAGGUAGUACUUAAACGGGUGCAUGCUAAUUAUUGUUAUUACAACAAAAAUGCAACAGUUACCGUAUAAUCAUUAUAGUGUGUACAGGGCAUUGUGCGAUGUGAACUUCUGUGCUUGACCGUGUUUCUUGUGUUAUUGUGUCCAGUUUGUGUUUAUUUAGACAAUGGAGGGGACCACAGAGAAGGAUUGUUCCCCCCUGUGGAACUUAUAUCAACAAAUCGUUUCGGAUAUGAAGAACAGCGCGCCGAUGUGGGAGGAAUUCAUUUCAAAGGCGACCAAACUUCACUCUGCACUCAAAUCAGCGCUGGUAGCAAUAGCUGCUUUCCUCGAUGCUUUUCAAAAAAUUGCCGAUGCAGCCACUAAUGCAAGGGGAGCGACAAAGGAAAUCGGCACAGCGCUUACCCGAGUAUGUUUGCGACACAGAGCUAUAGAAUCUAGGAUGAAAACUUUUAUCGGUACAUUAAUGGAACGUCUAAUAACGCCUCUAUCCGAGCGAGCGGACGAAUGGCGCCGCGGUUGCAACGGCGGCGGCGCUCUGAGUCGCGAACAUGCUCGCGAGUGUAAACGCGCGCGCGCAGAACUGCGGCGGCGCGUGCACGAUGCGCAAAGACACGCGAGGAAGGCGAGGAGAGCGACGCCGGACGUUAAGCGUCGAGCUGAUGUGUGUCUACAGGAUGUCCAAGAGCGUAAACAACAGUUGGAAGAAAUGGAAGAGAAGGCGGUCAAGGCCGCUCUUAUUGAAGAGAGAAGCCGCUUUUGUCACUUCGUAUCCUUACUCAACCCCGUGGUGGAGAGUGAAGUAGCAAUGUUAGCGGAAGUCGGUCAUCUUCAAGAAGGAACGGAACAGCUGUCGAGACAAACAACCGAACCGAGGAGUCUACCAGCUGCCAGCUUACAGGUUAUAUGCGACAUUAAGUCUUGCUAUAGCGGAUGGGCGGAGGGAGGAUCCGCCCCCCACUCUCCCUCAGCGUCGUCUCGCUUGGGCAGCCGGAAAUCCUCGCUUACCUCCAUCUCGUCUCUAACAAGCCAAUGUUCCGAUCAGCACGGCGUGUCAGGAUCAACAGUUAGUUGUUCGACGCCCAUAUCGAGCGCAUCGUCGGGCGUCACCCCCACGCCCGCGCCGGACUCCCUCAGGGGACUAUCGCAGUCGGCACGACUAGCCAGCGUGUGCAGCUCGGACUCUGGGUUUCGUUCCCAGGACGCGCUGCAGCGGCCGUCACUCUACGUUGAUAAUGGUUCAGACAAUCAGAGCGUCAGUAGCGAGUGUGUGACUCCGUCUAAAGCGGACGAGGAUACAACUGACGACACCAACGAUGGCAUGACUAACGCUGCUUCGGCGACAUGGCCCGAUUUAAAAGAUACGGCCCAGUUCGAAAGAGCCGCCUCCGCUAUAAUGGGUGGUCGACCGCAUACGAUAUCAGCGGGCGCCGAGCGCGGGCACGGGCGCGCGGCGCUGUCGGCGCACACGUUCGAGCUCGCCGUGGCGCGCCCGCCGCUGCCCACCCGCUGCUCGUCCUUAGAGCGACCGUCGGUGCCCGCCAAGACGAACUCCAACAUCGCCCACGUGGAGUUCAAACCAGCUAAGCCUUCUUCUUUGCCGCCGCAUCUCGCUAAAGAAAUGCCGCAAGCCCUGUACGUGAAUAUGUCUGAGCUCGCGACUAUGGCCGCUUCCCGAGCUCAGCAACAGAACGCUGAAUAUCCUCAACAGGAAAAGGUUUGCUCAGAAAGCAGUGCGAGUGAAUCUUCAUUGGAAUCGUCCAGUGGAUAUGGAAGCCAAGGGGCUUUCGCGGCCGAGGACCAUGCCCACCAACAUUUGAUCCAACAUCCUGACGUCGAAUCGGAGAUCGUGACGUUGCGAAGGGACUCGGUGGCGAUAGCUAGAGAAAACUUCUCGAUAUCGCUUGGAAGUUUGGAGGAAGCGGUUCGAUCGUUGGACGAAGCUGUCGACUCGCCAACGUUUGCGACGAUCGGCAAGAAGCCGGCCGUGCCGAAGAAACGGCCCGUGUCUAUGUCAGCGUCCGUGUGGUCGAGACGCGGUUCCUCGAGCUCAGUGGGAAAGCCUCCGCCGCCUGUUAGGAGAUCUUCGUCCAUAUCGAGGCCGCAGAGGCCUCCGUAUCAGAGUACUGUCCAAAGUCCUGCCGUGAAUACAAAUGACACGGACAAUCUCCCACCGCCACCAGCUUUUCUCUUACAGCCCGAUGGUGACAACAGUGCAGCACAAACAAGUAUAAAUGUAGCUGAAACAGUGAAGCAGUUGACCGAACUGAAACACAUGCCCGCCUCGCCUGGACUCGUCCGUCGCACGUUACAGAAUCAGAACCAAAAUUCGACUCAAAAUCAAACAUACGCCCAAUCACAGAGCCCGACUCAGCUGAGCACCUUCCAACAGGCGAAGAGCAACUUCUCUUCGACUGUAAGUUUGAAUAAUUCGGGAAGCUUGAACCCGAUAUACGGAACCACUGGGAACAGGAUCAUGACGUAUGUGGAGAACUCAAUGUUCGUUAGGAAGAAUAGUUUGAACAGCUCGAAUUCAGAUUUAUAUGGAACCAAUACGGGUGGUAUUUAUGGUGAACCUAAAGGAUCACCUCACGGUUCGACGCCUUCAACUCCAAGCUACGGAGAUACCAAUACUUUCUCAAGUUUCGGUCCGAGGAUGAACAACGACUCGCAUUAUGGACAGACAGGUGUGAAACUAUCGGACAAGUACGCAGCUGGCAAGUGCAUCUACGCGCAGCCCGCGACGGGCGUGGCGGGCUACGCGCUGGCGCGGCGGCUGUCGGCGCGCUCGCACAGCGCCGAGCGGCACCUCGCCGAGCAUGGUGGUUUAAUAGCGAGUUUAAGCGCUAAACUCGCCCCGCAGCUCUCUCCGCGAACGACGAGACGAGCCAUCUCUACCAUCACAGCGUCCGAUUCACCACCAAAAGGAAAAGGCGCGCCGGCCGCCGUGCAGCCCGCCUUCCUGGACAAGCUGUCGGCCACGCUGCAGCGCCGCCCGCCGCCCGCGUCGCGCGCCAGCUGCGUGCGCGAGCGCAUCAACGCGCACGCGCAGCCCGACCCGAGAGUGUGUCACACUUCGCUGAUGGAACAGAUAAAACGUGGUGCAACGUUACGAAGGAAUAAGUUCUGCAACGAUCGGUCUGCACCUAAAAUACGUUAAUCGAAACGAUGCACUGGAAUACGACUCAUAUGUAAAGUAUUUAAAGUCUAUAUUGAUCUGUAAUCUCAUAAAACUGUUAUUAUUAGCAUUGCUUUAAUAAUAUAAAUAUCGUUGCUUAGUUAACAUAGUUCAAGUUGUAAAUUGUUUAUUGUAUUUAGGAAGGUGUCGUGAUUGGUUAGUACGCAAUUAUUUGAUUUAAUGUAGUACUUGGUGCGUUUCAUUCGAAUGCCGUAUUAUUUGGAAUUAUUUUGGUUGUUCAUAUAGUUACAAACGUCAGUUUAUCGUAGUAUUUUUUUUUUUGAGCAUCAUGAGAAUAUCUUCAUGUGGCUGAUGAAAUUCGUAAAUAUAAUGUUGUGGAACAAACGUAACCUUAUUUUUCACAGCAAAAACUUUGCCCAAGUCAUUGAAUGACUUUUAUGAACAGCCUGUAUAACGACUUGAAUAUUGUUAUCCAAGCGACGAUUUUACUAUAAAAAAAGUAUUGAAACCAGUAAUCUCUUUCGUGUGAUUUAUAUUGGAUGUAACUUUAAAAUUUCUGGCCGAAUCUUAAUUAAAUAGAAUAUUUAUAUUUGAAAUUAAACAUAUUUUUUGGGUAGCAAUAUAAAGUGACAAUAUGGAAUAAGCUUAUAACGAUAUUAAAUGUCUGAAGACAAUGUUGCCAGUUAUGAUAAUUUAAAAAAAUUUUGUAAUUUUUAUUACUGGCAAUUAUUUUUUGAUUGUACAAUUAAAAGCUUGAAACAUUCGUAAUAGUGUGAGAAGUCUAAUACACUUUACUAUCGUUAUGACGAUCCUGUAACGUUAUAUUUUUAAUUUAUUUAUUCCUAAAUAAAUAAACAAGUUAAGAGUACACAACUUUUAAUUGUAUAAUUUAAAAAUAAUUGAUUCGAAGCUAACUGUUAAAAUGUUUACAAUCCAUUAUUAAAUACAUCUGGUUUAAGAGGAGCGAAGUAAGGCUACAACCAUACCUGUAACAAGACACAAUUGUAUAAUAAUGUCAUCUCAUAUUUACAAGAGUGGUUAUUUCGCUUCCGAUCCAAGUGUAUUCGAAAUACAAAAUCUUUUUUUUUUAAAUAGACGAUAUUGAGAUCGAGAAAUCGAAACGAAACACUAAUUCAAAACAUAAAUGCAGUCUUACAAAUGAAAUUAAUAAUUUCAUUUCCUAAGGCAACUUCGAUACAAGCGACGUAUUGUUAUAGAUGCGAUACAUUCGGACAAUAUUUUAUAUAAAACUCGGACAUAUCUACGAUAAAAUCUGACUUGUAUAAUGCAUAUCUGUAUUCAAAUUUUCUAUUAAACUUUUUAAUAAUGAAUUUUCAUAAUCAGGGCUGUCCAAUUGUACGAAUGCUUUUUAAAAUAACUUUCUUUUUGUAUUUAACUUUUUAUCGCAGGUCGAUUUAUAUAAUUAUUGAGACAGCCCUUGUCCAUCAUUUUAGACGAUUGUUUUUCCUUAAUUCCGUCUCAACAAAGUUGACUGAUAUGACUCCUAUAACUGUGUUCUUCGAGCCUUUCCUUUAUAAAUAUUAAUAGUUAAGGCUUUUACAAUGACUAUGAAUAUAAAUGUAUGAAAAUAACAGAUUUCAAGUAUUUAGUUUAAAACAUUAAUUAAAAAAAAUAAUAUUGCGUACAAUAUCUUUUAAGUCGUAAGAUUUAUUGUGUAAUUGUUAUUCAAUCUUUAGUCCUUUUGUUUAUUUAUGAUUUUUAUAAUUAUAUAAUUUCUAAAUUAAGUUUUUUUUUUUUUUUAAUUAAAAUCUUUUUGAUCUAUAUUGCACUUCGAUGUCGCCAUUUUGAAAUAGUUGAAUUUUUUUAUCCUAUAAAUAGUGUUUAUAAGUAAAAAAUGUUUGCCAGAAUGUUUAUACAUAUAUUAUAUUAAAAUAGAUGAAACUUCAAUAAGGGGAUAGUUAGAUAAAUGUGAAACGCUGAAUUAUUUAUUAUUUUUUUACGCGAAUAGAACAAUAUAAUACUGUAUGUAAUAUCUCUUAGACGUUCGUUCCUCAUAUUUUCUAACGCAUGGUUUUUUUUUUUUUUAAUUAAUUUGAUCGUCUGUUUAGGAUUAGCAGCACAGAUAAUAAAUGGUAGUCUAUAAGUGUGUUUAUAUUAAAAAAUGGUAGCUUUUGACAUAUCUCAUAUACAAUAUUUAAUAUGAAAAUUGAACGUUGGAAUUUAUAUAUCUUCGCUUUGGUGGAGUUAACAAUAGUUUGCGUUUAAAUGUAUACAAUCAAAUAUAUAAUAUAUAGUCCAGUAUAACAUAUGGUAAUGGUAGCAUUUUUCCGAGAAAGUCUGUUUUUAAGUUGUGUUUAGGUAAUGUUUGCGUAUGUAAUUGAUGAAUUGGUGAAAAUUAAACGAAUAUUG